Molecule: messenger RNA, 477 nt
Organism: Didymodactylos carnosus
Lineage: Eukaryota; Metazoa; Rotifera; Eurotatoria; Philodinida; Philodinidae
Source: the annotation of a GenBank genome assembly
AUGGCUACUUCUUCCUCAUCAGCAUCAACAAAAAUUAUAUUAUUAACAGGUGUCACUGGUCAAAUUGGUGGCGCAAUUGGACGAUUAAUUGCAACACAAGGUCAUACACUCAUAUUACCUGUACGUGAUAUACAACGUGGUAAAAAUGUUCAACAAGCUCUUAUUGCAGAAACCGGAAAUUCUAAUAUUUAUUUGGAACAAGUAGAUUUAGCUUCUUAUAAAUCUAUUCGUAAAUUUGUACAAACUUUUGAAUCUAAAUAUCCAAAAUUAGAUGUAUUGAUUAAUAAUGCAGCUUACACACCAUCGGCUAAGAAAACAUUAACUGUCGAUAAUUUAGAGUCAAAUUUUGCUAUUAAUAUAUUUUCUUAUUAUUUAUUAAUGCAAGGUUUACGUUCAAGUUUAAAAAAAGCGUCACCACAAGCAAGAAUAGUUAAUGUGGCUAGUAAUUAUGCUGGACAUUUAGGUAAGUGCGAGUAG